Messenger RNA from Oncorhynchus keta (chum salmon), 3742 nucleotides. RefSeq names its product NACHT, LRR and PYD domains-containing protein 3-like. Lineage: Eukaryota; Metazoa; Chordata; Actinopteri; Salmoniformes; Salmonidae. The coding region runs from base 209 to 3742 and encodes 1177 amino acids. Gene Ontology annotation, molecular function: protein binding. The record is from RefSeq and is a predicted model, not a curated record. The transcript is spliced from 11 exons.
UCACUGUGGGUUUGUGGGUGAUUGUUUCUGUCUCUGUUUUCACAAGAUAGGCUGCUGGUUUUCGCGGUCCGUUUGUUGUUUUGUUACUUAGUUAUUUCAUGUAUCGUUCUAUUUUCAUUAAAGAACAUGAGUAACCACCACGCAGCAUUUUGGUCCGCUCCUCUUUCAACAGACGAUCUUCGUUACAGCCAGGGGUCAGUGCUCUAAAAUGAGUAUCUCUGGGGAGAGAGAGGGGGGCCCUGCCUCUAAAAUGAGUCUCACUGGGGAGAGAGAGGAGGGGGGCCCUGCCUCUAAAAUGAGUCUCACUGGGGAGAGAGAGGAGGGGGGCCCUGCCUCUAAAAUGAGUCUCUCUGGGGAGAGAGAGGAGGGGGGCCCUGCCUCUAAAAUGAGUCUCUCUGGGGAACAUGACACCAAAGCUAAGAGUCCAAUCAAGCAGGAGAGACCAGCCUCCCCUGUUCCCAGCUGUGUGUCCAUGAAGAGUGACUGGUCUAUGGAUCAUCCUAUAUACUUUAGAGAGGGAGACUUUUCUACUGAACAAAGAAACCAACAGGAGAGAUCAGAGUCAGAGAUUCUCAGUGGUCAGUCUUCCCAGAGUCAUCAAACAGACCUGGACUCCAUAUUCAGUUUGCUUGAACAGAAUAUUAUGACAUUUGUGAAGAAUGAGCUGAAGAUGUUCAAGAGGAUUCUUAGUCCAGAACUCCCAGAAGGCUUUGAGAGUCAGAUGCAGGAUAAGGAAGUGGUGGAUGCUGAAGAUGAGAAGCAGGAGAGCAGUGCCAGAGAGGGGGCUCUGAAGAUCACACUGCACAUCCUGAGGAAAAUGAACCAGAAGGAGCUUGCUGACACACUGGAGAAAUAUGAUCUUGCUGUGAUUUGCCAACGUGAACUCAAAUCUAGUCUAAAGAAGAAGUUUCAAUGUGUAUUUGAGGGGAUCGCUAAACAAGGAAACCCAACACUUCUCAAUAAGAUCUACACAGAGCUCUACAUCACAGAGGGUGGAACAGGAGAGGUCAAUAAUGAACAUGAGCUGAGACGGAUUGAGACAACAACCAGGAAACAAGCAAGACCAGAGACUCCAAUCAAAUGUAACGACAUCUUCACACCCUUAACUGGACAAGACAAACCUAUCAGAACUGUGCUGACAAAGGGAGUCGCUGGCAUUGGAAAAACAGUCUCUGUGCAGAAGUUCAUUCUGGACUGGGCUGAAGGAAAAGCAAAUCAGGAUGUCCAAUUUGUAUUUUCAUUCCCUUUUUGGGAGCUGAAUUUGAUGAAAGAGGACAAACACACUUUAAUUGAACUUCUUAAUCACUUCUCAAUGGAAACCAAACAGUCAGGAAUCUCCAACUUCGACAAGUACAAAGUUCUGUUCAUCUUUGAUGGUCUGGAUGAGUGCAGACUGCCCCUAGACUUCCAGAAGAACAAGCUCUGUUGGGACGUCACAGAGUCAACCUCAGUGGAUGUUCUGCUGACAAAUCUCAUCAAGGGAAAUCUGCUUCCCUCUGCUCUCCUCUGGAUAACUACCCGACCUGCAGCAGCCAAUAAGAUCCCUUCAGGGUGUGUUGACCAGGUGGCAGAGGUACGAGGGUUCAAUGACCAACAGAAGGAGGAGUACUUCAGGAAGAGAUUCAGUGAUGAGGACCUGUCCAGCAGAAUCAUCUCACACAUAAAGACAUCAAGGAGCCUCCACAUCAUGUGCCACAUUCCAGUCUUCUGUUGGAUUUCUGCAACAGUCCUUGAACACAUGCUGAAACAUAAGAGAGAAGAGAUGCCCAAGACUCUGACUGAGAUGUACACACACCUUGUGGUGUUUCAUACCAAACAGAAGAAUGCGAAGUAUCUUGGGAAAGAGACAGGUCCACACUGGAAUAAAGAGAGCAUUCUGUCACUGGGAAAACUGGCUUUUCAACAGCUUGUGAAUGGCAAUCUGAUUUUCUAUGAAGAAGACCUGAAGGAGGCUGGCAUUGAUGUCAAUGAAGCCUCAGUGUACUCAGGAUUGUGCACACAGCUCUUUAAAGAGGAACGUGGGCUGUACCAGGACAAGGUGUACUGCUUUGUUCAUCUGAGCAUUCAGGAGUUGCUGGCUGCUGUAUAUGUGUUCCUCUCAUUCAUCAACAACAAUGAGAAUGUAAUGGACAAACUGCAAUCAACAUCCAGGAACUUUUCUGUGAGGAUCAAACAAAGGCGUAAAGUUACUUUCUACAAGAGUGCUGUGGAUAAAGCCUUACAAAGUGAGACGGGAAACCUGGACCUUUUCCUCCGCUUCCUUCUGGGCCUCUCACUGGAGUCCAAUCAGAAGCACUUACGAGGUCUACUGACAAAGACAAGAAGCAGCUCACAGAGCCAUGAAGAAACAGUCAAGUACAUCAAGGAGAAGAUCAGGGAGAAUCCCUCUCCAGAGAGGAGCAUCAAUCUGUUCCACUGUCUGAAUGAACUGAAUGACCGUUCUCUAGUGGAGGAGAUCCAAAGAUACCUGAGAUCAGGAAGUCUCUCAAAACCCAACCUAUCACCUGAUCAGUGGUCAGCUCUGGUCUUUGUGUUGCUGACUUCAGAAAAGGAGCUGGAUGUGUUUGACUUGAAGAAAUACUCCAGAUCAGAGGAAGGUCUUCUGAGGCUGCUGCCAGUGAUCAAAGCCUCCAGAGCUGUUCUGCUGUCAGGCUGUGGAGUCACAGAGGAAGGCUGUGCUUCUCUGGUCUCAGCUCUGAGGUCAAACCCCUCAUACCUGAGAGAGCUGGAUCUGAGCUACAAUGACCUGAAGGAUUCAGGAGUGAAGCUGCUCUCUGCUGGACUGGGGAAUCCCCACUGUAAACUGGAGACUCUGAGGCUGUCAGGCUGUGGAGUCACAGAGGAAGGCUGUGCUUCUCUGGUCUCAGCUCUGGAGUCAAACCCCUCACACCUGAGAGAGCUGGAUCUGAGUAACAAUGACCUGAAGGAUUCAGGAGUGAAGCUGCUCUCUGCUGGACUGGAGGAUCCACACUGCAGACUGGAGACUCUGAGGCUGUCAGGCUGUCUAGUCACAGAGGAAGGCAGUGCUUCUCUGGUCUCAGCUCUGAGGUCAAACCCCUCACACCUGAGAGAGCUGGAUCUGAGGUACAAUCACCCAGGAGACUCAGGAGACAGACUGCUCUCUGCUAGACUGGAGGAUCCACACUGCAGACUGGAGAAACUCAAUGUGGGACAUGGUGGAGAGAACAGAAUGAAACCUGGGCUUAGAAAAUAUGUCUGUGAUCUCACACUGGACCCAAACACAGUAAACAGACUCCUCUCUCUGUCUGAGGGGAACAGAAAGGUGACAUGGAGGAGAGAGAAGCAGCCGUAUCCUGAUCACCCAGAGAGAUUUGAGCACUGUAGACAGGUGCUGUGUAGAGAGGGUCUGACUGGGCGCUGUUACUGGGAGGUAGAGUGGAGUGGGAGAGGGGCUGUUAUAGGAGUGACAUAUAAAGGAAUCAGCAGGAGAGGAGAGGGUAGGGACUGUUGGCUUGGAUACAAUGACAAGUCCUGGAGUCUGUUCUGCUCUGACAACAGUUACUCUGCAUGUCACAAUAAUAAUCCCACUACCAUAGACGUCCCCUCCUCCAGCUCCCACAGAGUAGGGGUGUAUCUGGACUGGCCAGCCGGCACUCUAUCCUUCUAUAGAGCCUCCUCUGACACACUGACCCACCUGAUCACAUUCACCUCCAAAUUCACUGAGCCCCUCUAUCCAGGGUUUAGGGUUUAUGAUGUUGACUCUUCAGUGUCCCUGAAAUAA